UAAUUCACUCUAUCAUAUUCUCUAAACCAUACAAAAGCCCAUUGCUUUGAGAAAAAAAAAGGUUGUGUAGUUUUGGUCUGGAUUAAGGUGUUUUUUUUUUGUCAUUCGUCGUUGUAGUGGAAAACAUUUCAUUUUAUGGUCAGGUUAUUUACAGACUUAUUGGGUUUUGCAUUGGCCCCACGAAUUUAGUUUCCCUCAGAGCUUGCAGAGUGUCGGAAGAGAUCGCUUUGCGAUGGUCAUUGGACGGAUGGUCACCAAUCACCAUCGUCACCACCACCACCGCCACCGCCACACUGAUCAUUCCCUGGCGAAGGAGCAGACAUUGGUCUGUAAGUGUCAAACUCUCCAAUCCGUGAGUCUAUACUCUAUCAUCGUUGAUGUCGACCACGUAAAGGACAGAGUGACCAAUGAUGUUUAGAAUAUAUGGGACCAAUUCGCGAAGUAUGAUCUUUGAGGAUUUCGGAGCAGACGAACAAUGCGUGUUGAUGAACAAUCGGGCUUAUAACGAGGAAUGAUGCUCAGGAAGCGACGUUUAUGUCGAUGUUUCAUGAUCUUAAUGACAACGGUGACUGUCUUCUGUGUCUGUCACUUUAUUUCGGUAAAAAUUCCCCGUGGAGAUGGAAAAUCAGUUGUGCCGGUGAAACUCAGGGAGAAAAUACUCCUCCCGAAAGUCAGUCCGACCAAAGCUACACAGAACAUAACUGAGAAAGACACCGCUGCGGACACCCCGAAAGGCAGCAUCGUUUGGAGUGAGGAGGUUUUAGAUGCAGAGGGAAACCCUAUUUCAGAACCAGCGUUGAUAAAAGAAGUCGAAAAAAUAACUCAAAAUGUUCCGACCACAUUCUUACCUAACUUCAAGAACCCUUGUUGGUUCGACUCAACGAAACAACUAAAUUGCUUGCCCUAUUUUUAUCUCAUCGGGAUGUCAAAAUGCGGUACGACGGAUUUAUGGAAGAAAUUGACCUCUCACCCGGAGAUAGUUGAUGACUUGCCCAAAGAACCGCAUUGGUGGGGGCCGAGACGUACUGGUUGGACCGGAGUCGCUGCUCAUGGUGAAGAAGUAAAGCAGGUUCGUGAAAGGACCGGUGACAAAGAUGAUAGUUCCAUCAGAUGGUAUCUGAACUGGUUUAAAAUGUUUGCUGUGAAAAAGGUUCAUCAAGCUACGGUUAUAAAUGAAACAUCGGGAGAAACAUAUCAUCCCACGGUAUUUGGUGACGGUUCGAUCAGUACUGCCUACUCAAUCGGCAACGCUUGGAUCAAGGAAAACCCAAAUGCCUCGGAUCCUCCUUAUACGAACGCGGAAUUACUGCACGCCAUUCAACCCAAAGCUAAAAUCAUCAUCAUUUUAAGAAAUCCUACAGAAAGAGCAAGAUCGUGGUACUACUACACCCACCCCUUAAAUACUCCAGAUGACUGGCAUAUGAACGCAAUGACAUCAAUAGAAUGCUAUAACAGUUGUAUGAAACAACACAACGAGAGAUACUGCGCGUAUGCAUUUGGAUGCCCUUACACGCCGUUUCAAGGUAUCAACGUAGGACUGUAUCAUAUAUUCCUUUAUGACUGGAUCAAUGCUUAUACCCGCGAGGGGGUUUUGGUCCUACGACUCGAGGAUUGGCAUAAGGACCAGGUCUCAGUUUACAGGACUAUCUUACAGUUUCUAGAGCUUAGACCCCUUACAGCUCUAGAGGAAGCAAAGAUUUUAGGAAACGGAUGGUUCCGAGUCAGCAACAAAGAGGCACAAUCAGAAACGAAAAAGGCUUUGGACGAUUUCUACCGCCCUCAUAACAAAAAGCUGGCCGACUUAUUACAAAAUGAUAUCUAUCGGUACCCAUAAUAUAACUCAUGAUUGAUCUGUUAGUGAUAUCUUCGAUCAAUCACUAUGGAGCGAAUGUUAAUUUGUUUUCAAAUUUUCCGAAAGAAGUUGAUUUAUAAAACUUAUUUUAAUGAACAUUACAUAUUAAGGAAUGAACCCAUGGUUAGGAUUUAGAUCUAUACUAAAAAAGCAGCAUUUCUUAAGAUAUUUAAGAUACAACAAACUAGGUGGCAUUUCGUGAAACAAAUAGUCGACAAUUUUAACUGAAAUCUAUUAUGCUACUUAAAUCAAUGCAUCUGAUUUGCUCAGGACAAGUGAGGAAGCGAAAUUCGCUGUUCAUUUUAUUUCAUGAAACACACCCCAGUACUUUCGAAAAGUAAAUUUGUGACGUCACUCGUUCGGACGAUUGUUUGGACGUUUACUCGUAAUUAAGGGAGUAACACAUAAUGUAUCCCUCCAUUAGUCUUCUAUGUACGGAGCCCGCCAGGUGACAUGAAGGAGAAAAAAUUCUCCGGACAUUAUUUCGUUCCCUCGAAAUACUAUCUCGUUCCCACGCAAUAGUAUUUCGUUCCCACGAAAUAAUAUUUCGUUCCCACGAAAUACUAUUUCGUUCCCACGCAAUACUAUUUCGUUCCCACGAAAUACUAUUUCGUUCCCUCGAAAUACGAUUUCGUUCCCUCGAAAUACUAUUUCGUUCCCACGCAAUAUUAUUUCGUUCCCACGAAAUACUAUUUCGUUCCCACGCAAUAUUAUUUCGUUCCCACGCAAUAUUAUUUCGUUCCCACGCAAUAUUAUUUCGUUCCCACGAAAUAUUAUUUCGUUCCGACGAAAUAUUAUUGCGUGGGAAGGAAAUAGUAUUUCGAGGGAACGAAAUAAUGUCCGGAUAAUUUUUUCUCCUUUAUGUCACCUGGCGGGCUCCGUAUCCAUGCCUAUAAUGUAGAGCGAGGUGUAUUACCGCUUGAUAUCAACUUAGACUGUAUUAAUCCGUUAUUCGUGCGUGCACACUACGAAAAAUAUGCCGGCUAAACGCUACAAUAGCCUUACAGUUAUGGGUGUAUGAUUGUUAUUGUAUACCCCUCGUGAAAACGGUAAAAAUAUGCACCUUUUUUAUAUUGCUUGCACCUAUAUUAUUUUGUACCUUAAAUGGUGCAAGAUUAAGGGUGCGUAAAGUUUGCUUUCAAAUUAUGUUGAACAUUUUUACAUUCCCUAAAGGGUAAGACUCUCCACCCUUCAGGGUGUAAAACUCUAAUUAAUUGCAUCCCGAUGUCGCAAAGAGCAUCUAUAUAAGGGUGAAGAAUUGCACUCCAAAAGAAGCUUCCGGUAUGAUUUGGUAAUUGAAGGGUGCAAAUCGAUCCCCUUUUCUUCAUCAUGUUAUUGUGUGUACAACGAGUGAAAUUAAUCGUAUAAUGUAUCUGCGCAAUAAUCUUUUUUUUUUCAAAAGGGAUUUUUUAAGGCGAUCAAUUUCCAUUUUCAAAUGUAAAGUAUUUAAUUAAUGUACUAAAAAUCAAGAAACCAAAUUACACAUUUAUGUCAAAAUUGCAAUAUAUAUGAAAGCUACAUUGAGUGAGGAAAACAACUUUUCUUGUGUAAUUAGAGACAAUGUAGACAUAAAUAUAUAUAUAUAUAUCAAAACAGUUGUGUGCUCAAACGUUAGUGAACUCCACCAUAAAAUGCACUCAUUCAUGCUAAGUGUUGAAUGUAGAUAACAAGUCUACAACGGUCGGCAAACCUAAAGAAAAAAAAUUAUUGAAUGUAAUAUUUUAUCACCUGACUUCACAAUCAGAUAUCUAAAACAUGGCAGAACUUGAACACUUUAAAUAUGUUCAUUUUCUGGUGGGGUUCAGUAACUUUUAGAACCAUUAUAGAUGGAUGAAUGGUUAGAUAGGUAGGUAGAUAGGUAGAUAGAUAGAUAGAUAAUUAGAUAUAUAGAUAUAUUAUAUAGAUAGAUAGAUAGUCCCCACAAAAACGUGCUGAGAGAAUUAUUUUAAUUAUUUAUACAAAAUAAAUAACGUAUUUUAUUAACCA
Messenger RNA from Lytechinus pictus (painted urchin), 3838 nucleotides. RefSeq names its product carbohydrate sulfotransferase 15-like. Gene Ontology annotation, molecular function: N-acetylgalactosamine 4-sulfate 6-O-sulfotransferase activity. The transcript is spliced from 9 exons. The record is from RefSeq and is a predicted model, not a curated record. Gene Ontology annotation, biological process: hexose biosynthetic process. Bases 512 to 1834 code for a protein of 440 amino acids. NCBI's taxonomy places the organism in Eukaryota, Metazoa, Echinodermata, Echinoidea, Temnopleuroida, Toxopneustidae.